Messenger RNA from Symphalangus syndactylus (siamang), 1949 nucleotides. RefSeq names its product insulin like 4 (gene INSL4). Lineage: Eukaryota; Metazoa; Chordata; Mammalia; Primates; Hylobatidae. The record is from RefSeq and is a predicted model, not a curated record. Gene Ontology annotation, cellular component: extracellular region. Gene Ontology annotation, molecular function: hormone activity.
AGUCUGGAGGCCAGAAGGCACACACUAGCACAGUCUGGUAGGCUACAGCAGCAAGUCUCUAAAGAAAGGCUGAGAACACCCAGAACAGGAGAGUCCAGGUCCAGGAUGGCCAGCCUGUUCUGGUCCUAUCUGCCAGCAAUCUGGCUGCUACUGAGCCAACUCCUUAGAGAAAGCCUAGCAGCAGAGCUGAGGGGAUGUGGUCCACGAUUUGGAAAACACUUGCUGUCAUAUUGCCCCGUGCCUGAGAAGACAUUCACCACCACCCCAGGAGGAUGGCUGCUGGAAUCUGGACGACCGACAGAAAUGGUGUCAACCUCCAACAACAAAGAUGGACAAACCUUAGGUAUGACAUCAGAAUUCAUUCCUAAUUUGCCACCAGAGCUGAAGAAACCACUGUCUGAAGGGCAGCCAUCAUUGAAGAAAAUAAUACUUUCCCGAAAAAAGAGAAGUGGACGUCACAGAUUUGAUCCAUUCUGUUGUGAAGUAAUUUGUGACGAUGGAACUUCAGUUAAAUUAUGUACAAAGUAGAGUAAUCAUGGACUGGACAUCUCAUCCAUUCUCAUAUGUAUUCUCAAUGACAAAUUCACUGAUGCCCAAUUAAAUGAUUGCUGUUUAUUAGAACAUGAGAAUCAUUAUUAGUAUUCACGUUUCACUUGCUCUGUACUUAUAUAGUCUCUCCAAAUGGAGGAAGUUAGAUAGAUGGAAUAAGUUCUAGUAGUUGAUAGUACAAUGGGGAAAUUAUACUUAACAAUAAUUCACUAUAUAUUCCAAAAUAGCUAGAAGAGAAUUGUAAUGAUUCCAACACAAAAAAGAUGAAUGUUAGUUUGGAUGGAUAUCCCAAUUACCCUGAUUUGAUCAUUACACAUUAUAUACAUGUAUCAAAAUAUGACAUGUACUACAAAAAUGUGUACAACUGUAAUAUGUGAAUUACAAACUUACUGGAAAUAAAUUUUUAAAGUUUUACACACAUAGGCACAUAUGUUCACACACACUCACUCAGGUCUCUUCAUUUUUCCUCUUUUCACACUAGAAGAAAUGUAACAGAUAAAGGAUCUAACCAUCUCUAACAUCAGCACAUAGCACGGAGGAAAAGCAGUGAAGGAAUGAACUGGUGGGAGAGGUAUUAGGCAUGUUCACCCUAGGGUAACCCCAGAGACCUCCUUAGAACUUUGCCCAAUGCGUAUCCCCCACCUGCCUCUCAGCACACUGCCUUUAGACCUUCAAUCAUUCUAUAAAUUCCUCUUUUGUCCCUGGCAUUACUCCAUGUCCCCUCAUCAAAGUGGUGAAUCGGCACAAAUACUGGCCUUAUUCUAGCUACACAUACCUCCUCCCUGUGUGUCUCUAAAUCCUAAAUCAAAGAGUACAUUUUACACUCUGUCAGUGAGGUCCUACUAGUUGUGUUUGUUUGUUUGCAGGCUAACUGAAGCUGCUACUAGCUCAUUAUCAGGUCCUAUAAACUUAAUUCAAGUAGCAUGAUUUGAGUAGCCCUCUGUGCCUGCCCAUAAAGUGCUCUGAAUCUAGUGUGGGACAUGGAGAAGCAAAGGAUAGUAAGUGCAAUGAUACUUGUAGGUCAUCAUAGACACUGUAAUGAUCCACAGGAAUCAGGGUUGUGUUUAAUGCCAACAUGUGAAAGAAUAAAUAUACAGGGAACAGUGUAGGUAAGUGGAGAGAGCAAAAUUUCCCUAAGGAAACUGAUGGCUGAUCUGCAUCUUGAAAGACAUCUAAGCAGAAGAGAGUGCAAAAAGGGACAAGGAGAAGCCCAGGAAAAAGCACAAAGUCUUGGAAGCAUAGCAUGUGUGGAAACAGCCAGAGUCAGCAGGGCAGGAGGUGGUGUAGAGAAGAGGAAUUGUCAAGAUCUGGUUGGAACGGAGACAGGAGAGAGGAUCUCAAACGAUUCCACACAAUGCAGCUAUGGGGUUUAGGCUGCAUCUGGAGUAAGGAAGAACUGC